UUGCAGACUUACUGCCUUUGGAUCGUGAAAAGUGGUAGUGCUUUUAUCCAAACUAUUAACUUUCAGUGUUCCGACACUGGCAGCUACAACGGAGUUUGUUCCUCUUGCCGUCUCGAGUCCACCUGUCCUUCAUCACAGCGCAGCCAUCAGUCUUGUCGUGCCUGCCUCUCUCUGGCCACUCCGGCUGAGCCAAGCGAUUUCGCUGGUCCAUCAUGCUCUUCAUCUUCGAUAGCCCUUCCAUUGUGGAGUGGUCUUGCUGGGCCGCCGGCUGGCACUUUUCCCAUUGCUGAGCUUCCCGAGACUGAAACAACUCUUACCUCAGGCUCUAUGGUGGCCACUCGGAACUCGCUGGCUGGACCUCAAGCCGUUCAAACUGGAGCCCAGCUAAGAAAUCGCUUGUCUUUAAAUACCAUUGAACCAAAUUCUAAGAUUGCUGAAGAUUUGAGUCCAAGAACUCAAACUCGUUCAGGUAUCUUGUCCAGUGAGCAGGCCGGCAGCCAGAGUGCUAGCUCAGAUCGUGAAGAAUUUGUCGACGCUAUGGAAUGUCUGAUUGAGGAUGCCGACGAGCGGGAAGAAGAGGAAGAAGAAGAUGAGGACGAUGAGGAGGAUGAGGAUGAUGAUGAUGAUCGAGACGAGGAUGACGAAGACAAUGAGACCUGUCUAAUAGAUGGGUCAGGAAGUCUACACCAGCCACAGCUGGUGCAUGUAGCUGCACCUGACAAGUUGCCAGCAUAUCCAGCCCUCUUCACACACUGUCAAUACUUUUAUGUUGGUGCCGGCCGCUGGCAGGUUUAUGUACAAAUGUGGUUUAUUGAAGAGCGCCUGAAAAGAGAGGUUUGCUUCUAG
Messenger RNA from Protopolystoma xenopodis, 846 nucleotides. The record is from the annotation of a GenBank genome assembly. Lineage: Eukaryota; Metazoa; Platyhelminthes; Monogenea; Polystomatidea; Polystomatidae.